Molecule: messenger RNA, 4600 nt
Organism: Pectinophora gossypiella (pink bollworm)
Lineage: Eukaryota; Metazoa; Arthropoda; Insecta; Lepidoptera; Gelechiidae
Gene: Lztr1
Product: leucine-zipper-like transcriptional regulator 1 homolog
Exons: 16
Coding region: 509-2881 (790 amino acids)
Cellular component (GO): Golgi apparatus
Molecular function (GO): protein binding
Source: RefSeq, a predicted model, not a curated record
AUAUGAUAUGAUCAGCAAACAAAUCAAUAACAUCUAGUUAUGAGCUAUUUUUUAUUUAUUCUUACUCAAAUAUAAUUUCAAUUCUUUAUUGCACACAACUUCUAUUCAAAAAAGAAAGGAAAUAAUUUAUAUCUAUGCUGGUAAAAUAAAUAAAUUACAAAUAUAAACGUAAACAUACAAUAUUGAAAAAAUAACAAUACAAAAUCACUUGCAGAUUUUCCAUUUCAGCUCUCUAUCAUACAUGAUUUUGAAAAUUUCCCCUCCGAAUGGUCGUACGUACUCGACAUGCGUCUAAAUAUCAGGUCAUGUAAUACAUGGAUGUACGGAUCCAAUACGGAUCGGACUCCUUUUGACAAUAAAAUUUUGACGUUGACAUUUAUCGUAAAUUGCAUCCGAUGAUUCUCAAACCUUUGUGUUUAUGUAAUUUUAAGUGAAUAAAAACUACAAAAGACGCAUCUUAUCCAGCAAGAUUUCAGGUUUCACUGUACACUCAGGUUCAAGUGAAAGAAUGCAGAACAUCGCCAAAUUGAUAUCUGAGCAGCUGCGAAACCCCAACGAGCUGGACUGUGAUCUCCGCAUGGAGUUUGGCCCGUUUGAAGCCGUGCACAAGUGGAAGCGUCUUUCAGAGUGCUAUGAAUUUGUUGGGGCAAGACGCAGCAAGCAUACGGCGGUGGCUUACAAGGAUGCGAUCUACGUAUUCGGCGGUGACAAUGGCAAGUCGAUGCUGAAUGACCUGAUCCGCUUCGACAUCAAGGAAAUGUCGUGGACCAAGACUGGCUGCAUGGGCACGCCGCCUGCGCCUAGAUACCACCACUCUGCUGUCGUGCACAGGUCGUCGAUGUUCGUGUUCGGCGGGUACACCGGCGACAUCCUCGCCAACUCGAACCUGACCAACAAAAACGACCUCUUUGAAUACAAGUUCCAGAGCGCGCAGUGGGUCCAGUGGAAGUUUACGGGCCAGGAGCCGGUACCCCGGUCGGCCCACGGAGCCGCAGUCUAUGACGACAAGCUGUGGAUCUUCGCAGGCUACGAUGGCAACGCGCGGCUGAACGACAUGUGGACUGUCAACCUCAGUGGUGAGCACAGGCAAUGGGAGCGCGUGGAUCAGCAGGGGCAGUGUCCCCCGACAUGCUGCAACUUCCCGGUGGCGGUGGCCAGGGGAAACAUGUACGUGUUCAGCGGACAGAGCGGCGCCAAGAUCACCAACGCACUGUUCCAAUUCCACUUCGAGACUCUAACGUGGAGCCGCGUGUGCACGGAGCACCUGCUGCGGGCGGGCGGGCUGGCGCCGGCGCGGCGCUACGGGCACGUCAUGGCCGCGCACGGCCGCCACCUCUACGUGUUCGGGGGCGCCGCCGACAACACGCUGCCCAGCGACCUGCACUGCCUGGACCUGGACACGCACAUGUGGUCAGUGAUCCACCCAACGGCCGACUCGCAAGUACCUUCAGGGCGGCUGUUCCACGCCGGCGCCGUGGUGGGGGAUGCGCUCUACAUAUUCGGCGGCACGGUCGACAACAACGUGCGCAGCGGAGAACUGUUCCGGUUUCAGCUGUCAAACUUCCCGCGCUGCACGCUGCACGACGACUUCGGCAACAUCCUGCGCUCGCAGCAGUUCUGUGACGUCACCCUGCUGGUGGGCCCGCAGCAGACGCCCGUCAUGGCGCACCAGGCUAUGCUCGCCGCCCGCAGCCAAUACCUGAGGAACAGGAUCAAGGAAGCCCGAGAGGAAGUGGAAGACAAGCUAGCAUUAGGUCAGCCAGUAGAUCCGAGGCUCAAGAUCAAGUUACCAGACGCGUCACCUGGUGCCUUCAGCAUGGUGCUGGACUACAUAUACACCGAUAGGAUAGACCCCACUCAGAAAGACGAAGACCCCGCGUCAACAGCUUCGAUCCUCCUAGUAAUGGAGGUCCUAGGUUUGGCUCUCCGGCUGCGCAUACCGCGGCUGCGCGGCCUUUGUGCGAGGUUUCUGCGAGCCAACUUAUGUUACACCAACGUACUGCCAGCAUUGACCCACGCUCACCACGCGGACCUGCAUUGUAUUAAGGAGUACUGCUUAAGGUUCGUAGUAAAAGACUACAACUUCACGCCGAUCGUAAUGUCGGUGGAGUUCGAGCGGAUGGAGCAGGGUCUCAUGGUGGAGAUCAUACGGCGCCGGCAGCAGCCGCCCGCCAAGUUGCCCCCGCACCACGACACUGAUGACGAGAUACUUGGCACGACGCUGGAGCAGGACAUGUGCGUGUUCCUGAGCGGCGGCGGCGCGGAGCUGGCCGACAUCAGCAUGCGCGUGGGCGCCGCCAGCCGCCCCGGGCACCGCUCCGUGCUGGCCGCGCGGGCCUCGUACUUCGAAGCCAUGUUCCGCUCCUUCUCGCCCGAGAACAACAUUGUCAAUAUCCAAAUUUGCGACACGAUUCCAUCGGAGGAGGCGUUCGAUUCCCUGCUGCGGUACAUCUACUAUGGCGACACCAACAUGCGCACAGAGGACGCCCUCUACUUGUUUCAAGCACCUAUUUACUAUGGGUUCACAAACAACCGACUGCAAGUGUUCUGCAAGCACAACCUGCAGAGUAAUGUGACUCCAGAGAACGUCUUAGCCAUAUUACAAGCGGCCGACCGCAUGAACGCAGCGGACAUCAAGGAAUACGCGCUCAAGAUGAUCGUGCACCACUUUGGACUGGUGGCCAAACAGGAGGCAGUCAGGAACCUCCCGCAGCCACUGUUGGUGGACAUCAUCGCGGCGCUCGCGGACGAGCCCAAGUUCGACGCGCCGCUGCCGGUCCAGCCGCGGUCCUUGCCGUCAUCGUCGUCCUCCGACACCCUCACUGACGAACACUCCUCGCAUUCCGUCACUCACUGCGCCAGUUACCGCAGCGGGAAGUAGACAACAACCCUGGCGACAAGCGAGUCGCCCAAAGGCCCCUGGCUCAUGUGGCUACGGACUAGAGUUUCAUUCCCGGGUAAUUUCCUGACAAUUCCCGGAUUUUCCCGGGAACUGACAAUCGAAUUCCCGGGUAUACCCGAGGUUUUACGUCAAAUUCCCGGACACUCCCGGGAAAUUUAAUCGUAUUCCCGGAUUAAAUAAAACCGCCGUGCAUACACUAAAUACUUUCAAGGACAGUAAGGGUCAUACAAAACCUACAAACCUUGUCAGCGACAGAUGUACAAAUGAUAAAUGCUUACACAGAUCGUAAAAGGAGUACAAAAGGGCGGCCUUAUUGCUCUAAAGCCAUUUGCAAGUAAUGAUUGGAAACUGCCAUAGGAUUAUAGAAUAGAAUUAGAUGCAGGAUGGUACAACAAAAAUAACAUACUGGUUUGACUUUUCACGACUACCCUCAAAAUGGACAACUUUUUUCUUUUUGACGUGAUAUAUUGUAGAUUUUCCUAGAUUGUAGUUUUGUCUCGGAUGGCAUUUACUACUUGUGCGGAAAAUGGGGAGCGCUGAGGGCUCUCACCUAGUAAAAAUUAAGCCAAAAAGUAAUUUAUAGUUUGUAAGAUAUAAAAGUAAUUUUACAGUAAUUCUUUGGCAAAAAGAGUGGAAUGCUAUUGUAAAGGUGUUUCGAAAUUGUAUUUAAAAAUAGUGCCAUCCUUUUCUAACGACAUGGGCAUGAGAGAGCUACUAAACUAGCGGCACGCUAUGGCACGCUAUGAUAGCUGCUUUAACAUAAUAAAGUACAGGAAUUCGCUCCGUUAAUGUAGCUAUAAAUUAAUUCGAAACUUGAUGAACACAAUAAAGUACAGCAAUUUCCUCCUUCAACAUCAUUAUUAAUUAAUACGAAACUAGUUUGCCAUAGUAGGUUUGGCGGCGAGGGCAUGCUGCCGCCACGGAUGUUUUUCGGGGUACCGAGCAUAGUAUCCCUCUAGCCACAUGUUGGUAGCGUGACUAGGUAUCGACGAUCCAACGGUGUUAUGUUGGAAGUUGUAUAUAUGCGUCUUGCUGUGUAAACUUCGAUAUCGCGUUUCACGACUGGUGGAUGACUGCAUUAUUGAAUGUGGCGCCAUCUGUUGCAUGUGGGCGGAACUAGCUGGCCAACUAGUUGGGUCCGCCACAGUAGGCAACAUUUUUAUACCAAUGAUCAUAAAGCCUCGGCAACACGUAAUGCUCAACAUGUACAGUCAUGAGCAAUAUAAUGUACCCACUUUAGGACUCUGUCGCACUAACAUAUUUGACAUUUAGUGAGACUUACAGUUCAAUUUGUCAAAAAGGUUAAUGUGACAUGGUACCAAAGUGUAUACAUAUUAAUGCUCGUGACCGUACGACAACGUUGCACAACAGCGCGCGACAUUGCCAGAUCAAGCGCAACAUGUCGCGUGCCUUGUUGUUUGUUUAGAGAGUACCGCUAGUUGAGCACCAAUUUCUGUUGAGUAGAGGCGUGACGCGCAACAACACGUAGUUCCUCUGGCGAUAUGUUGUCGCGACAAACGUGUGACGUCGUUGUUAAACAAAAGGUCCGCGCUAACUUUCAACAUGUGGGGCAACACGACGCGCGUCAAAUGUUGUCAAGUUAAAACGCAGCUUAAUAUUAUGUAAUAUCCACUUUUUUUGUCAAACUAAAAGUUAUGGCUGUGCAUUUACUAAAAUAUAAGUAGGAAUAAAUUGUUU